AGCUGCUGUUACACUUGCACCCACACUCAUCCUGGUCCCAUGCUGCUUCUGAGCCAGACUGGUGGAGCGAUGACACUAAAAUAAGAAGUGAGACCUUGUUGAACACGAAGCUGCACGCUGUUCUCAUGAGUGUCUGAAGAGCUUGGAAGAUGAGUGACUCGCUGGAGAGGACCACAGACUGUCCCCUGACUCUUCUCGGAGACGACUCCAGGCCAGACGAGGAGAAGGAGAGCCUGACAGGAGCAGAGGAGUUGUGCUGGGAGGAUGGAGGUCUACCUGUGGAGCUGCAGAGAGGGAUGGAGACUCUGCGGGUGAACAGUGAGCUCACUGAUGUGAUCCUGAGAGUUCAAGGCCAGGACUUUGCCUGCCACAGAGCCAUACUUGCUGCUGCCAGUCAGUACUUCAGGGCAAUGUUUUGCAGUGGGCUGAAGGAGAGUCAUGAGGAGUACGUGCAAAUACAGGGGCUGGACAGUGGGACAAUGGGCUUUCUCCUGGAGUACACUUACACCAGCCGAGCCCUCCUCACACACUCCAAUGUCCAGAGGAUACUUGAGGCUGCCAGUCAGUUCCAGUUCCUGCGUGUGAUGGACGCAUGUGCCGGCUUUCUGAGCAAGUCUCUGCACCUGGACAACUGCAUCGGGAUCCUGAAUCUGGCUGAACAUCACGUCCUGUCUGUCCUGAAGUCCAAGGCUCAGGACUACAUCGCCUCUCAGUUCUCCCAGGUUGUGCAGCAACAGGAUUUCCUGGAGCUGCCGGCAGGGUCGCUGGAGACCGUCCUGCAGAGGGAUGACCUGAACGUGGAGUGUGAGGAGUGUGUUUUUGAGGCCCUCAUGAGCUGGGUGAGGGCCCAGCAUGAUGAACGCUAUCCCUUACUGGCCAGGUUGUUGUCACACGUGCGACUGCCGCUGCUGGAUCCAGCAUUUUUUGUAGAAAAAGUGGAGUCGGAUGAAUUGAUACGACGCUGCAGUGAGGCCUUUCCUUGGCUGCAAGAGGCUCGCAUCUAUCACCUCUCUGGCAGGGAGGCAAGUGUGGUCUCUGAACGAACCAAACCCCGCGAACGGCACUUUCUAUCCGAGGUAUUCUUGAUCAUCGGAGGCUGCACCAAAGAGGAACGCUUCGUUUCCACCGUCACCUGCCUGGACCCCCUUAGACGCAGCAGGCUGGAGGUCGCCAAGCUGCCAAUCACAGAGAUGGAGAACGAGUCCCAGAACCGCAAAUGGGUGGAGUUCGCUUGCAUCACUUUCCGCAAUGAGCUUUACAUAUCUGGAGGGAAAGAGACACCAAAUGAUGUUUGGAAAUACAACGGCGCUCUGGACAAGUGGAUCCAAAUCGAGCCCCUGACAACUGGGCGCUGGAGACACAAAAUGGCGGUCCACGGAGGGAAGGUGUACGCGCUGGGUGGAUUUGAUGGAGCUAAGAGACAUGCUAGCGUAGAGGCCUACGAUCCCUUUCACAAUCGCUGGACCCAGGUGACGCCUCUUGCAGUUGGCGUGAGCUCCUUCGCUUCUGCAAGCUUUGACAGAUGGAUCUACGUGAUCGGUGGCGGGCCCAACGGAAAGCUGGCAACCGACAAGGUUCAGUGCUGGGAGCCCGGGACAGACUGCUGGGAGCUGCGGGCGCCCAUUCCCAAUGAAACCAAAUGCACAAACGCUGUCACAUUCAAGAACAGCAUCUAUGUAGUCGGUGGUGCCAUGCAUGCCAUGUACUGCUACUCCCCUCUGUCUGACUCAUGGACCCUCGUGACUCGUCUGGGGGAGAGGGCAAGCUGUGCCAUCGCUGCCUGUAACAACAAACUGUUCAUCACCGGAGGCCGGGACAACAAAAACCAAGUUAUCUCCACUGUGAUGUGCUGGGACGUUGCCCGAGAGGUGCUGACAGAGGAGUGUGUUUUACCUAUGGGAGUGUCGCACCACGGCAGUGUGACACUCAUGAAGUCCUACACACACAUACACAGAAUAGCACCUGCUGCCGGGUGCGAGUGACACAGGAUUUUGCGAACAGGGCCUCGUGGUGGCUGAGAGUGGAAGUGAAUUGAUGCAUGAAAAGUAAAAUUAAUAAAAGUUUUUACAUGCAUUGA
Messenger RNA from Hippoglossus stenolepis (Pacific halibut), 2077 nucleotides. RefSeq names its product kelch-like family member 6 (gene klhl6). Lineage: Eukaryota; Metazoa; Chordata; Actinopteri; Pleuronectiformes; Pleuronectidae. The transcript has 8 exons. Gene Ontology annotation, molecular function: protein binding. The record is from RefSeq and is a predicted model, not a curated record. The coding region runs from base 150 to 1982 and encodes 610 amino acids.